CUCACUGUGAAGAUAAGAGUAAAGAAAUGGAAAAAUGGUAAAAAAAAAAAAAAAAGGUGGAAUGAAGAUAAGAAAGGAAGAAGAUUAAGUACAAAAGUCAAUAUUAUUUAGAAAUAUUAAUGAGAGAAACAUAAGGGAAGAAAUAAUAAUGAUCAGAUUAAGAGCAGGUCAUACCUAUUUAAAUGACAUUUCAUAUUUAAUAGGGAGGGGAAAAAAUUAUAAAUGUGAAGGAUGUGGAGAGAAAGAAAAUGCAGAACACGUAGUGAUGAACUGUAAAACAUAUGAACCUGUAAGGGAGAAAUUGAGAAGAAUGGUUGGAAGGACAGGUCAAUUUAUUUACAGAUUAAGGAAAGCAUUAUUUAUUUAUCUUCAGAAUACAAAUUUUUUUAAAAAGAAUUUGAUAGAUGUAAAGUAAUGUUGCUACACACUCGUGUACAGUAGGUGGCGGUAUGCACCUUAAAGUUGCAUGCUAUCAGCCAUAAUAGAAAAGAAGAAGAAGAAGAAAAAGAGGAAGAAGAACUGUGAAGAUGUGUGUCAGUUCAACUCUGACCUGCAGCUUCAAGUAAAUCCAUCUCAACUGCAUUUUGUCGCCUUGCCUCCUUUCCUGAACGCAGAGCUCCCGCCGGUCAAAGUGACAGCGUGUCUCUUGGUAAUGUAAUGUUUAGGAAAACGAUUUGUGUCGCUGCCAACAGAAAAUUAGCGUCCAGUUCAACGAGAAGGACCUCGCUGCAGCAAACAGAAAGGGGCGGGGACGGACCAGUCAGUCCCAUACCUUAUUUGGAAAUGGGACUAUCGCACUCCGGAAAUGAAGGGGGCGCUAUUUUCAUAAUCACUAGUGUAAAUACCUUAAAGAAGCGGGGUUGAGAGGUCGAUUGAAAGAAGUUUAAGAGGUUCUUCAAUUGAUGUUCGGCACAGGAUCCACAAUGCAAAACCCACAAAGUCAGCAAAAGAUCCACGUAUCUAUUUGCAACAUUCGGAACGGAGAGGAGAUUCUUCCGUAUUUUCUGAACGAUAAAUAUUGCUGUCCCCUUUGCUCAUACAGUGCCGAUGAAUCGUACAAGGUACAGAACCAUAUAGCACAAACUGCUAUGGUUCAACAUAACGAAUUCCAUAUAUUCAGAUGUGCCCUACCCUGUAGAGACACAUCUCACUUUCAUUGCCCGUACUGUUUUUCAACCAUUGACAGAAGGGACAGGUUUGUUAAUCACUUGGUUAAGCACACGACGACUUUCAAUAUGGUGUCCAGCUGUGCAUCAGCCCAGCCACCUGUCCAUCCAGCUGUUACCAACAUCCAGGCAACACAGACAGUUGUUCAUCCAGCUGUUACCAACAUCCAGGCAACACAGACAGUUGUUCAUCCAGCUGUUACCAACAUCCAGGCAACACAGACAGUUGUUCAUCCAGCUGUUACCAACAUCCAGGCAACACAGACAGUUGUUCAUCCAGCUGUUACCAACAUCCAGGCAACACAUAGAGUUUUCCAUCCAGCUGUUACCAACAGCCAGGCAACACAGACAGUUGUUCAUCCAGCUGUUACCAGCCUGCAGGCAACACAGAGACCUGUCCACUCAAAAGACAUGAUUACAUGUGAAAUGUGCAAUCUGCGCCUGAGAAAAAAGAAUCUUCGUACUCAUUUGAAAAGAAAACACCAGGAAAAUGUGGAGCUGAUUUCACAUAGUCAUCAUUUAAGGAGUCAGUGUGUGGAUGCCAAAAUAGGUGUUUUUGCUGUUGAGAAAUCCUUUAAUGGUCCAUCAAGACCCAUACAUGUAAUAAAAAACACCUCGUCACAAUUUCACAGGUCAGAAUGUGAGCUCGACAGGUGUAAUAUGAAUGCACAGUUUGCCAAGCGAAGUGGGAUUUUGCCUUUUGAGUGCGAACACAUUCAAUCUUUACACUUUUGUCCACAAGCCACGGACUCAGAAGGACCUCUGUCUGAAACUACCCUCAACAUCCUGGUUGACAACUUAUGGCUCAGUCUUCAAAGAAAAGAAGAACUUUUAAAAAAUCAGCAGGAGGCGCUAUCAAAUGAUACGCCGUUUUCAGUUCUUCUUUUUGGCAGUGGGACAGACACGACUUUUCACGUGUCCGUCUUUGAACCUAAAACGUCGUUUUUCAGCAGACUUGGAAGAGUGAUCGUCACUUACGACAAAGAAGAAAAUACCUGGCAUUGUGCAUGUACAGAGGGCAAAAGGUCCUGUGCGCACAAGGCUACGGCAAAGUGGCAUCUCUUUGAAAAAAUGCCAGACAUGUUCAAAGAGGCAGUGAUUUCAGAGGAGGAUGUUAUGUUUGGGACAAGAGAAUCAGAAUGUCAGGAGGAAAGUGGCUCCUUUACUGAUGAAGCAGCAGAGAGGAUAAUCAAGUACUUGAUUAACCAGAAGAAAAUACCUGCUGAUCUUCCUGACAGUCUUGUCACCAGCAGUAGAGACGCCAAGGCUCUCGAUGAGUUCCCCAAACAUCUGAUCCCAUCAGAGACCGAAUGCACAGAAUGUGGACAGCACGCCGGUCUUGGUGACCCUCAGUUGGUAACUUCCACUGCUAACAUAUUGACUCUGACAGGAGCAGUCAAAGGUAUAUCAACAUACAGGAAGACUUGCCCCAACUGUUCCAUGGUUUACCGAUAUCAAGACUGGGAAGAUGGUAUCCACAACUUCAACGAUCACCUGCUGCUGUCCAUACAUUUGUGUCUGGUACUGAGGAAUGCGUUGCAGACUCACACUGCUGUAAGUCGCAUAAUCGAAAUGAUCGAAUGCACAGAAGGAGAGAACUUUCCUAACAAGGAUCGGAUCCUGCAGGCAUAUCUGUCGUUUGAAGGUCUAAGUGACCAUGACUACCAAUACUCAUGCAUUUCAUGUGGGUAUCAUCCUGCAGUUGUUGUCAUGGAGCGCCAUAAGAAAGGUGUUUUCAGCAUGCCGGUUGGUGAAAUACCAAACCCACCUCAACACUAUAAUGGCGAAGUGAAUGCACGCUCUUUUUGGGAAGCAGUUACUAUGGAAGUGAUUAGCCGUGGACUUUAUCCACCUGGCUGCAGGAAUCCUUUUGUUGUAAAACCUACUUAUCACAACUGGUCCCCCUGGAUUGGACCACAGACGAGACGGUCUGACAUUUUGAUAAACACAGAGAGUGAAAAAGUCCUCUUGCCUGAUUCCAACGGUGAUGUAGAGCAGAUUCUCACAGAGGAGCGGCUCGCAGAUGAGAUUCUCAAUCUCAAGCUGCCUGAGGUCAGGAGACUCUGCAGUCAAUGUGGAAUUGACAGCAGAGGUUCUAAGAUGGAUCUUGUGCUCCGUCUGCGGAACAAAAUGGCUUCUAAAGCCACAUACAACCAGGUUUUUGAUAAAGUGUGGGGUUCUUCUGGUGGGUGGGCUGUAAUCACUUGUCCCUGUGGCGUUAUUUAUUCUGUAAAGUUUAACCUGAGAGCUGAGAGCCCCAGAGACUUUGCAGACCUUCUUUUAUCCUGGAGGUUUUUCCCAAAUAUCACAAUGUAUGACUACCCCAGGGGAUUAGUAAGUCAUCUAAAGAAGAGGUGCCCUAAGGAUACACCAUUUACCAUCCACGAAGGUAGAUUGGUUGAGCCCACACCUGAAAACUUAAGACAAGCUACUGACAAAAGCCUUGCUGUGAACUUGCCCUGGUUGAAGCACAGGAAAGAACCUGAAGACAAGGGAGGACAUCCUGUCACUGGCUCAGUAGAGCACUAUUGUCUCAGUGAUGUUUCCCACCAAGGCGAUAGCGCGGACGUCUUGCGGCGGAUUGAGAUGGUUCCAGAACUUGCAGGAAGAUUAAAGAGUCAGUGUGCAGAGCAACUGUUUGCAGGCAUGAGGAAGAACAACUACUUCCUCAACAUGCUCACCCCGUCCACACACGUCUUUCUGCAAAGAAACAUCCUCCACCAUUUCAACCUUCGGAAGAACAGAAAAACCAAACGAGAAAUUCUAGAAGCUGCUGGGCCACGUGCAGCAUUGGUCCUAGACCAAAAUGGAUGCAUUCACAAUGGCUCUAGUGUCCCUUAUUCGAAAGUAGGCUGACAGGAAAGGGGGAAGUAGAGGAGGGAAGACAUGCGACGGCGGUCCGGGAAUCGAACUCGCGACCGCCGCUUCGAGGACACCAACAACACCACAGAAAUGACUUUGCUUGCUCAAGUAUUGGACCAAACCAGAGAUGCAGGUGAAUCUUGUGUUGAUGGGCAGGUCCUCACUAGAAGAGAUGUUCAUUCUUGGGUUAUCAGAAGACAUCAAUGGGCCGAUGCCUUUGAAUGUUCCUGAAGCUGUUCUGACACAGGGAGACACAGCUGACCUCAGUGACCUGCAAGCCGUUGUUUUCAGGAUGAAGACUCACUUUGCCUGGCUGGAUGGUGAGAUCAACUUGGGAUAAAUUUUCAGAGUCAUUCAAGGCAGAAAACCGGAUUCCUUUUUGCUGCUGUAACAUGUUCUUCCUGCAACCGGCAAUAUAAAGACUGUGUGGGCUUCACUGGAAAUAAAAGACUAGGAGAGAACCCUCAUUACUACUGAUGUCAUGCCUGGACACUGCCCUGAAUGUCAAUGCUGAAUGCAAGGAGAAUAGUAGUUGUUUGCCACAGUCUUUCACACAUUUCAGUUGUCACCCAUUGCUGUUUUUUUGUGACUCAUUUCUGCAUCCACGAUGACUUUACCUGGAGACAGAAGGUACAAAUGAGUCAUGUGACUUUGCAUGACAAUCACAAGAUGGACCUGGAGACAUACUGGUAAUGGUUCACUUGAGCCAGUUAGUUUUACAAUCUUGUAUUCACUACUUUGUAAAUUGCUUUUUUUCUUGGUUAUUCAUUUUUUACGAUUCUAUACUUGUUGGAGGCCAAAGAGACUGGGAUAGUUGGAGGAAAGGUUGAACGGCCCUUCUCAAAUUGACACCUCUUUCUGUUGAAGUGAGAAUCUGAUUUUCUCCAGUUUUAAGCAGGACAUGAUUUCAGCUGAUGGAUGUAAAUAUACUGAGAAAAUUCUUAUUUUCUGUUUAUGAAGAAGUGGAACUUCUUUUCCUUGUAGGAGAAGAGGGAAGUGAGCAAAACAUGCUGCACAAUUAUCUUUUCACUUUCAUUUUCCAUACUUCCAGCCUAAACAGAAACAGCUAGUUCUGUGAAUCUGUAGGCUUAUGGUGCAUCACCAUGAUCGUCUCUGCAGAUGAAGGCAUUUCUGUAACAUUUCCUGACGCUGUUGAUUCUCUCACAAUAUAUCUAAGAAGAUUUGACAGCAUGUUAAGCUGAAAUUGUGGGAGAAUUUAUAGGUGUCUAAACUCAUAAUUAUAUAUAAAUUAAGAAUUACACAAGACUCGGAACUCCGUCUGCUCAUAGUCGAACGAGAAGAGAUUUUUAAUGCACAUCUGCGGAUCUACAACAUCACAUACACAUCGUCACAGUAAUCCAAAAUCUCUUAACUUCUACUUCUGACAUCAGGUUAUUAUAGAGUCCCAGCUCUACUGGUGUGUAUUGGGAAGCUUUGACCAAUGGCGUUGCUCUCCUCCAUUUGCAUAGUCAUCUGGCUCCAUUUCAUAGUGGUUGUGUAUUGGAAGUUCCUUGGAAAUGUUCAGACCCUUUUGACCUCAUAUCUGCUCCGUUUCAAAAGUGCCAAAAAAGCCAAUUUAUCACAAAGUGUUGUUCUUAUCUUAUUCUAACAGUUUGCUUUCCAAGCCAUAUUCGUCCAACCUUGUGCUUCGCACACAAUCAAAGGAAAGAGAGUUUAGUUUGAAUUGACCUUUAACGGCGCCAGAUUUCCUACGUGAAUAGCAACUCCAUGAAAAGUAUUUCCUCUCUUUAGUGAUUGUUAUUCCACAUCUCUCCAAAUCUGAAUUCCUUCCUGACUUCUAGGUCAGAUUGACCAAGUCUAUUUGACUCAAUACAUUUCUUUUAGGUUAAAACAUAUUUUAGUACAAACCAACCAAUUAACAUAACUUUUAUAUAUUAAUAUAAUAAUAUUCCCCUACAAAAUCCACGGAUGAGGUUCUGAUAAUAGUAAAGAGUAUUCAUAUCUGUACCUGCUGUCUGCAACACACAAAGCUCUAAAUAUUGGUCAUCUCGAUGUCCAUGUUUGUCACAAAAGACACAGUAAUUCUUCACCUGUAAAAGUAAGCACUAAUAUACAGCAUUCAAAUUUCAGAGGCAUUUUUAAUUCAAAUUCUGAUGGCACAUAUUUACUUCCAUAUGCAUGCAACAUGCGACGGCGGUCCGGGAAUCGAACUCGCGACCGCCGCUUCGAGGACACCAACAACACCACAGAAAUGACUUUGGUAAAUGUUUCUAUCAACUUUGCUUUAAUAUUUCUUUCUGGGGUGUUUUGUAAGAAUUGUCAGUACUUGCAGUUAUGACAUGGUCACGUCUUUCAAUAUUUGUUUAUAACAAAUCACACUGCACAACAGUGAUCCCAAUAGUUUUCUAUUGGAGAAAUCGAUCAUAAAGUGAAAAGUGAAAUUUCCACAAACAAGCAGUAUAAAGACAUUGUAAGCUGUGCAUGUCAGUACACAUAUUGAGGAAUGCAUAAUGUUAUUGUGAAAAAUCAAGUUAAUACAACUGUAUUUAUCUUGAAUUUUCCUUUCCUAAGCUUGCUCAAGUAUUGGACCAAACCAGAGAUGCAGGUGAAUCUUGUGUUGAUGGGCAGGUCCUCACUAGAAGAGAUGUUCACUCUUGGGUUAUCAGAAGACAUCAAUGGGCCGAUGCCUUUGAAUGUUCCUGAAGCUGUUCUGACACAGGGAGACACAGCUGACCUCAGUGACCUGCAAGCCGUUGUUUUCAGGAUGAAGACUCACUUUGCCUGGCUGGAUGGUGAGAUCAACUUGGGAUAAAUUUUCAGAGUCAUUCAAGGCAGAAAACCGGAUUCCUUUUUGCUGCUGUAACAUGUUCUUCCUGCAACCGGCAAUAUAAAGACUGUGUGGGCUUCACUGGAAAUAAAAGACUAGGAGAGAACCCUCAUUACUACUGAUGUCAUGCCUGGACACUGCCCUGAAUGUCAAUGCUGAAUGCAAGGAGAAUAGUAGUUGUUUUCCACAGUCUUUCACACAUUUCAGUUGUCACCCAUUGCUGUUUUUUUGUGACUCAUUUCUGCUGAAGCACAUUUGCCUUUCAACUUGUGCAGUCAUUAUUUUUCAUAAUGUGUUCUUUCAAUAUUAUGUACAUUUUUGAAUGUUCCUUUUGUUGCAGCUCAGUUGAUUUACAUUAUUUAGUUUUCAUAGAAAUGGUGUCGUUUCCACACAGUUGCAUCGUGGCUGUAAUAUGUUGAAGAGAGACAGCAGAACCUAUAAAGUAGUUGUAAAUAUAUCGUAACAAUGUUGUUUAACUAUAGGAUAACCUUGUUUUAAAGAUUUGAAAUGCGAGCAAAGUUAAUAAUUUGCAAUAUUUUCUAUGUGUAAAUACAAUGUUUCCUUUUGAACAAUGACUGGAAUCAAUACAAAUUUUCUUUACAAACCUGAAAUGCGGCUAAGUUGUUUUAUGUUUCAACUGUCAGAAUCAACUAUUUGUUUUUGUUAGUUUUUUUGUAAUAAAGCAAGUACACACAGAAACAUAUUGUUCGGUUACAAAGUUAUAAUACAAACGUAAGAUUAAAAGUAUGCUGAGUGAAGGUGGAGACCGGGUGGAGGCUUCCAUCACCUCCACCCGGUGAGGAGCAGUUGUACACAUCAAGAUGGAUUUAUGAAGGGUGGAGGAGAUGAUCAGGUGAGAUGAAGACAGUUAUAGUUUGAAUUUACACAUUGGUUUGAUUUAUGUAUCCAGUGACUUUAUUCAAAAAGGUUUUCAUAUAGAGAAAAGAUUCUCUGGCGGUUACCAGCUCAGUGUCGACUGCCGGGUCCGAGCGCCGAAGAUGAAUUCUUGUCACAUAAACUUUCUAAAAUCCUCCUUUCUCUCUGUGUGAGAAGUCUCAUUUAAAGUUUUAAAAGAAUCACUUUGGGUUUUGCGACAAUUGGAUAUUUAAGGUCUUUGGAGUGCAGUUCAUGAAUCGAUUGCAAUUGGAAGAAUUGAUGUGGGAUUUCUGAAUGGAAUAUUGGGACACCAAUCACCACCAGUACUGGGACCAGUAAACUGAUUAGCAAUCAGUUUACUGGUUGAGCUGGAGUUCUUCUAGGAAAUGUUUCCAAUGAGACAUUAUGGUAAACAAUGAUAAUAGCUGAGCCAGGUCACCUGCAACCAAGAAUAUAGUUAUUGGAAUGUCACUUGUUAGAAGUUCAAAAGUCCUUUGAUUUGAUUAUAAAUUAUAUUCACAACGUCAAUGAUGAGAAAAAUGUUUGGCAAAUAAAUAGAAUAAAAGUGCGCUGUGAAUGGACAUACUAAGUGGGCCAAAAUUGUUGACUAAAUGUAGCUAUUACAGACAUCUUAGAAGUUGAUAUAACUUACAACUUCUAAGUUAUGUGAAGCUUCUCCAGGAACACUGAUAGAAUUUCUUAGAGGCACAGAAUCAGUCCCAAUUUCCGGUCCACGUUAUAAGAUAAAUGUGGCAGUGUAAUAUAAAUGGCCAUUAAAAAUAACUAAUUAUGCUAAUGUUGCUAUGGUCGAACUUUAUGUGUAGAGGUGGGGGUAGUAACUUCUAUGAAGAAAGAAUUGCCUUUGAAAGUGUAUUUACAACACACUUUUUGCUUUCUUUUGAGUAAAAGUGGGAAGUUACUCACCUACUGUGAGAGAAGAGACAGGAGUUCUUACGUCACCCCGCUUUCUGAUUAGCUACCUGUCACAUUCUACAGGCUGCGUUCUCGCUCCCAGUCAGGGUAAAACCCCACAGGCUGCGUUAAAAGGGCUGAAAUGUGCUAUACAAAUAAACUUGACUUAUUGAAUUCUCAUCAAGUCCGAUUAACUGUUCAUGCUCUGUAAUCAACCUACUUCCUGUGGAAUGGUUCGCCUGACAGGACAUAGACAAUUGUGGGACAUUGUUUACAUCUGAAGUAAGUGCAGUCAUCUUGUGUGAUAGAUUUGACAUCUUAUUAAAUAAUAACAAGUAAUAACAUUUCACUUAAC
Molecule: messenger RNA, 8959 nt
Organism: Gambusia affinis (western mosquitofish)
Lineage: Eukaryota; Metazoa; Chordata; Actinopteri; Cyprinodontiformes; Poeciliidae
Exons: 15
Coding region: 903-4022 (1039 amino acids)
Source: RefSeq, a predicted model, not a curated record